Messenger RNA from Symbiodinium sp. CCMP2592, 2901 nucleotides. Lineage: Eukaryota; Dinophyceae; Suessiales; Symbiodiniaceae. The record is from the annotation of a GenBank genome assembly.
GGGACACCGGAUGCUGAGCUGGAGUUGCCCAUCAACCGCUGCGUCGUGCGGGACAUGUGGAAAUUCGCUCAGAACAAUGCCAUCACCCGGGCCGCCCUGGGCAUCUUCGGAAAGCUGCAGAGCUCUUCGGCCUUUGGAGGGCGCGAGGAGGACAUCACCCUCCUGGAGCAGCGGUUCCGCAGCUUCGACGAGCACAGCAGCGGGAAGAUCUCGGCGGAGACCUUCAUUAAGGUUCUCAAGGAGUCCUUGCAAGUGCAGAUCUCCAGCAGCGAGGAAACGGAGUUCUUCGAUCGCAUCGCCGAUGUGAGCCUCCCUGCCGACGAGGAGGAGGUUCAGGCUGAGGAUAUCUCCAAGCAUUGCGACCGAUGGACGCGAGAAGUGAACUACAAGGAGUUCAUCCUCAUAACCAAGGCGCAGCGACGGAACAUCACAACGGCGGCUAUCCGAGAAGUCUUUAGGGCUUUCGACGAGAACGGCGACGGGUAUAUCAAGGAAGACGAUGCCCACAGCUUGCUGGGUCAGGAGUUCAAAGACACUAUCAGCAGUUAUGUCAACAAGCUGGGUAAGGAUGUGAUCGACUAUCGCGACUUUUCCAAGCUCGUCUCCUUGGAGAUCUCCAAGGCAGAGGACCAGAAUCACAGUGAGGAAGCCAAGGCGGACGUUCAGAUCGUCGAAGAUCCAGAGGCCGAUCCGGGUGAGGCGCCCUCACACGGUUUGGCAGAGGUCCCUUCCACCUGCCCUCCGUUGGCACGCGAAGUGUCGCCAACAACGGUGGUGACGAAGAGGAUAGAGCCAGAUGUGAGGGAGGGAGCGCUUCCUAGCCUUGAGUCGGUGCGCAGCGGCAGCCACGAUACGACCGAGGAGUGCGAUGCCGACGCACAGAGUGAUGAGGAGCAGCUCGUAAAUGUCGAAGAGACAUCCGAGAACGACCCUGCGCGCUCGCAAGAAACCGAGAGCAAGGAGAUCAUCAAAUACAAGGAGUCCGGGUCGUCCAACCGAUGGACCAACUCCUUCUCUCUGUCCCUCGCCGGGUCGUCGGAAUACGACGACUCUCACGCUGGUGGGGGCUUGAACCGGGUGAUCUCCCGGCCGUCGGAUAUCUACUACAUCAAGCAGCUCCCUGGCUUUCAUAAGAAGAUCCUGCGCCCCUUCUACGCCGCACGGCCCGUGAGCAACGUCGUCAUGGGCCUCAUCCGUGGGACAUCGCUCUACGCACGGCAGAGUGUGGUCAGCAAAAUCGCGACCAUUAUCCACACAAAGUGUGGCUCCUUCUUCAUCAUGCCGAAUCCGAAAUACCACACCGAGGUGGAUGCCCGGAAGGGCCUUCUCUCGAAGGAUGCCGGCAAGUUUCGUUUCGUUGCUUGGUGGAUCCAUCCCGGCUUCGUCCAGACCAUCAAACAUUGGUUCCAGAAGCUUGAGUCCGAGGAGCGGCGGACGUUGGGUUCGCGGCUACAAGGCGCUGGCGAGGAAGGCCAACCGGGGGCCCCUCCGAUGACGACUCCGGCAGGGCGUGGCUCCGGUGAUUUCACCGCGGGAACUCCGGGGCCGACUGGGGAGAAGGGCCGGGAAGGAAAUGCGAACCCAGGCAUCCUCAAUGUGGACGGGAACUUCUUGAAUGCACCCUAUGACGAUCCCUCCGCCCAGAAGGGUGGCGAGGAGUUCAUGGGUUCGCCGGGAGACUUCCGUUUCAGCGAUGUUCCCAAACCUGAGAACUACCUCCACACCUACCGGGACCUGUACACAAAGGAUCAUGUGAUCAUGCUCCAGCAGCUUAUGGAAGGCACUAUGCGCUUUCUUCGCAGUCUGUUUGACGAGAGCUUCAUCAAGAACUGGGAGUUGAACGCUGGCUUCCACUACCCUGUGCGGACGCAGUAUGCGACACUGCACAUGCACGUCCGAGUCAAUUCAGGACCCUUCUGCCGAGAAGACGGUCGUGGGAUGGACGCCCAGAAGCUCAUGGAGAUUCUCCGGGCUGACCGGACGAUUUUCGAACGGGACGAUCAGACGAUGAAGUAUCAGGUCACAGAGAACGCGAAGGUUUGCCUCCUUGCAGCUGCCCAAGAGUACGAGGCUGCCAACGAUUCACCACAUCCGUGCCAUCAGAUUUCGCCGAACAUGUUCGAGCUCGGGCAUCAUGCAAUGCCAACCAUCCAUGACGACGAAGAUGAGGAUGAAGAGCAGGGUCCGCAAGAGAGAUCGGAGUCCCCGUCCCUCCCGGAUUUCCAGAAGCUCUAUCCCUCACACGUCUUCGAUGCUAACAUCCAGCUCUCUCAGCUGGAUGAUGCGUCGAAUCAAUAUCUGGUCAACGUGCAGCCGACCCUGGGGUCGGCGUUCUACCAGGUCUUGUACAAACUCCGAAAGCAGAGCCGAGAAAGAUACGGGCCCGAUCCGACUCACUUGUACCCGCUGCACGUGUCUGUGACGGGCUUCUUCGAGGCAUGCGGUACUCAGCUGCGCCAGCUGGUUACAGGCAUGACCGAGCUCCUGCAGCAGGAGUUGGCUGGCGAUAAUGCCAUCGAAGUCCGCGAGGUCGUUUGCACUCCAACUGGUUACGUCCUGUACGACAUGCACGCCCCAGCCAUCAGCAGAUUUUCCCAGAGGCUCAACGCCUGGGCGCAGCAGGAGCUGGGCUUGUGCGUCCGCCCCAAGGCAGUGAACCACAUUUCCUUGGCAUCCAACAGGCCCGAUGAGGCAUCCAGAGACAACAUCAAGCAAAUAUUCGAGCCGGGUGGCGACUCGCAAGAAGGCCUUGAUGUUGCUGGUGCCAUCAAGACGGCAACCUUCGAUCUGGUCUUCUCGCGUCUUCUCCAAAGGGGUUCCUUCGAAACUUUCGACGAGGAGGGGCCACAUCGCUUCAUGGAGGUUGCCCGGAUUCCAGUGACCAGAAGCACCAGCGCUUAG